CCCUUACUUACGCGUGUAUCUUACACGUCUGCGCGGCACAACGCGUGCGGUGUUUGCGGAGGCAAAAGAAUGCAGCUGAUUGUUCAGCUUGGUGAGCAGGUUAGAUAACCUAAUUUCGAUAGUCCUCUCAGAGUAAUGUCGCUUAGGACCUUGUUGUGCGGACGGGGCCAAAUGCUACGUUGGGCAAUUUACUUGACAUGGUGGCUUCACGGAUCAACACAUUCGACUACAUACUCAAAUCAUCUCGAAAGAUGUUGGGAGGUCCAAGGCGACUCAAUCUAGAGGAGCUGCUGUCCGACGGCUCGGUUCUAUUAUUGCUGCCGCGAAUGCUUGGAGGAGCACUGUUGGGGAAGUCUCUCAAGGGCCGGACCCCGGGACUUGACCUUGAGGAAAAGUUCAUGCGGCAGCGUGAGUAUGACGCGCAGAACCAAAAAUAUCAGGUAGCUCGAAAUGAGUUGAAUCGGCGAAUGGAGCAAGAGAGAGCGAACGCACAAAUAAAUCAGCUUAAAAUCCAGAAUCAGUGGCGCAAGAUCAUGCGUCUGGCGAAGGUGGAGUCGCUUCGCAAAGGCAUUGAAAUUCUCUCGCAAAACCACGAACGUGACGUUGAUCGAAAGGACGCAAUCAUUCAGAUGCUGGACCGGGACCUGGAAGAAGCUGAAGGGCAGUUUCACAUGUCGCUGCGAUCUCAUCUCCAGAACGUAGACCAUCUUAUUGACUUGCAGGAUACUCGACUACUGAAGUCGGAACAGGAAUUCGAACACGAGCUUUGUACCUUAGAAGUGGAGUUCCAAGCAGAAAAGGGGGCCAUUGUGAAGCAACAUGUGGCAAAUGAAAGAGAAUUACAUGACGUCAUUGCUGCUAUUGAUAGAGAGGAACAAGAGCACGGUGCAGAUACAAAGCAAGAGCACGACCAAUUGGGCGAGGAGAUACGAAAUAGGAACCUGGAGGAGAUAAACAUGCUCCGUAUUGGCCUUGAUUCAGAGAUCGAGGAUCUUGAACAACAUUUUGAAACUGCUCAUCUUAAUUAUCUCCAAACCACAGAUCAACGAACUCAUGACUUCAAGUACUAUACAAAGAAGGACCAGGAGCUAUCAAAAGAGAUUGAAAUCAAGAUAAGGAAGAUUGAACGUCUACAGGCAAAUCUACAUCACUGGCGCACCAAGCUCACGCAGAACACAAGAGAGAGUGCACAACGGAAUGAGGUUCUCUUGCUCGAAAAAAAUAAAGUUUUGUACUAUUUUCAACAGCUCAAGGUGCGAAUGAACAUGUUCCGUCGAGUCCAGAUUUGCCGGCUUGCUGAAUUGACCCAAGAUGCACAUACAUGCAAGCAGAAGAUAUCUAAACGAGUCGUUCUUGCAGAGAGAAUUAUUGUACUGGCAGAAAUGGCCCGUAGGAUGGAGACAGAGCAAGAAAAAAUCGUCCCUUUCCAAAACACCAUAGAUCCAAGCAACCCAACAGCUGCCAUAUCGAGUGCAAAACGUGCUACUGAUACCUCUGGUCUGCUAGACCAUGCAUAUUUUGAGAGUGGCGGUAAGGCUGAAGUGCAUCACAACGCACUGGCUUUACAGACAUCGACGUGGAUGCAUGAUGGAGGCCCUGUACCAAAAUGGAGUCACCUAGACCAAUUUCUCCAGAAAUACAACAAGGUGCUACUUGACAAACUGGCAAUCGAGAGCGAGCGGAAGGGUCUCGAGCAGGAAAACACAGAACUUCAGGCUAUUCUUAAGCAGUAUUUCGACGGUGUGUCGGUCAACGAUAGCGUGAUGCAAGCUUCUAACCCACUCUUAAUAGUCAAUGGAAAAGUAAAAGCACCACCACAAACCACCCUAAUGGACCGCAUGGAGCAAUCAACUGUCGUCGAUGCAAACCACAUGGUCACAACUUCCAGGGUUGGCACGAGCUUCUUUUAACUCACCUUCAUGGAGAUACUUACCGCGACUAUCACUUUACCUUACCUGGGCAAUAUACUACUUCGCUUUUGCGGGCCCCGGGUAUUGUGGGCACCCAAAAUGAUAUGUCACUCCGAAUUACUAGUAGUAAUAAAUAAUAACUUGAAAUAGACAAACUUGAAUAACUCAAGGAGGAAU
Pelagomonas calceolata is the source of this 2087-nucleotide messenger RNA. The record is from the annotation of a GenBank genome assembly. NCBI's taxonomy places the organism in Eukaryota, Pelagophyceae, Pelagomonadales, Pelagomonadaceae.